Messenger RNA from Oryzias melastigma (Indian medaka), 2148 nucleotides. RefSeq names its product EGF-like repeat and discoidin I-like domain-containing protein 3. The record is from RefSeq and is a predicted model, not a curated record. The coding region runs from base 107 to 1540 and encodes 477 amino acids. The transcript has 10 exons. Gene Ontology annotation, molecular function: calcium ion binding. NCBI's taxonomy places the organism in Eukaryota, Metazoa, Chordata, Actinopteri, Beloniformes, Adrianichthyidae.
AUAAAAAAGAUCCUGGCCACUACUGAGAUUUCCGACGGUAAUUUAAGGUACCAUCUCUAGAGCUCGCUUCAAACUUGUUGAAUAAUAAAAUUGAGGAAAAUCAAAUAUGAAACACGUCGUUGAUGUAACUGCAGCGCAUUUGGGAGCGAUUAUACUUCUGGUUUCCAUCUCUUCCAUCAGAGGUGACUUCUGUGAGGUGAAUCACUGCUUCAAUGGAGCAACAUGUGUGACGGGUGUGGGGGAGGAGCCCUUCAUCUGUAUCUGCUCCGAUGGCUUUGCAGGAGACACCUGUAACCUGACAGAGACAGGUCCUUGCAGUCCUAACCCCUGCAAGAACGACGGGACAUGUGAAGUCAUCGCUUCGUCCAGAAGAGGAGAUGUUUUCAGUGAAUACAUCUGCAGGUGCCCGCCCGGCUUUGAGGGGGUGCACUGCCAGACCAAUGUAAAUGACUGUGCAAAGCAGCCUUGUAACAAUGGAGGGACAUGUCGGGAUCUUGAUGGAGACUACACCUGCCACUGCCCGUCUCCAUAUGUGGGAAAGCAGUGCCAGCUGCGUUGCAUUUCUCUGCUUGGGAUGGAAGGAGGAGCGAUUUCAGAGUCCCAGAUUUAUUCUUCUUCUGUGCACUAUGGUGUUCUGGGUCUUCAGCGCUGGGGUCCGGAGUUGGCUCGACUCAACAACCAAGGCAUCGUCAACGCCUGGACGUCAGCUGCACACGACAGGAACCCAUGGAUUGAGAUUAACAUGCAGAAGAAGAUGCGCCUGACGGGCAUCAUCACUCAGGGAGCCAGCCGCAUGGGUGCAGCGGAGUACAUCAAGAACUUCAAGGUGGCGAGCAGUCUGGAUGGAAUCAGUUACAUCACCUACAAAGUAGAAGGUCAACGGCGGGAUAAGGUUUUUGUGGGAAACUCUGACAAUGACGGCACAAAGACCAACCUUUUUGACCCGCCUAUCGUGGCUCAGUACAUACGCAUCAUCCCUGUGGUGUGCCGCAGGGCCUGCACGCUGCGCAUGGAGCUGGUGGGGUGCGAGAUCCAUGCUUCUUCAAACACGGCAGGUUGCACAGAAGCUCUGGGAAUGAAGUCCCGUCUCAUCUCAGAUGAGCAGCUCUCAGCCUCCAGCUCAUUCCGGACGUGGGCCAUCGACGCUUUCACUUGGCACCCUCAGUUUGCCAGACUGGAUAAAAUGGGGAAAACAAAUGCUUGGUCUCCAGCCCACAACAAUCGUUCAGAGUGGAUCCAGGUUGAUCUGGAGAGGACAAAACGCAUCACAGGCAUCAUCACUCAGGGGGCGAAGGAUUUUGGAGUGGUGCAGUUUGUCUCCGAGUUUAAAGUUGCAUAUAGCAACGACGGAAAGUCGUGGACCGUGGUGAAGGAGGAGAACACUGACAAUGAAAAGAUUUUCCAAGGGAACAUCGACAACAACACCCAUAAGAAGAAUAUUUUUGAGCCCCCGUUUUACGCUCGGUAUGUGAAAAUUAUUCCUUGGGAGUGGCACGAACGCAUCACUCUCCGCAUGGAGCUGCUGGGAUGCGAUGACUAGAAACUCACCAUCCACCCUCCAUGAAUCCAAACCACAGUGGAUAAUGGAUCCUGAAAACGAGGAUUUAAUUUGCACUCUAUGGAGAUCACCGAUUAGCUUGGACUUUUAACACUCGUAGCACUUUCUAACUAGCUUAUUAAAGUUUACACAAAAUUGUCGGUGCAACAUAAUAUAUGUACUUAUAGUAAUUUUCUUACAAAAUGUACUUUUAGAGAAACUAACAUUUACUAAGCUAGACAAAUGAUUGACAGAUCCAUCAUCUGAUGGAUUAAGGUUUUCCAUGUUGUUCAUUCAGCUGCUGUUUUGUUACUUGAGCACAUAGUGGCAGAGACACAGGGCCUGUGCAAUUACAAAAAAACGUACUGGCAAAAUAUAGGCACCAAUGUGGUACAACACAAAUUUACUUUUCACAACUGUAUUUUUAACAAGCUGCCACAUAUUUUCUGCUUCCUUCUCAAGUAUAACUGUAAUUUAAUGCAUUUUAUAACAAAUGUGAAUAUGUAGAAAAUGUGUGUUUUUUUUUAAACAAACUGUUUUUCAUUUGAUUUUUCUAAUGAAUUGUUGAGCAUUUAUUAAAGAUUAAACAAAGUUUCUUUUGUGUUUACUAA